Molecule: messenger RNA, 317 nt
Organism: Strongylus vulgaris
Lineage: Eukaryota; Metazoa; Nematoda; Chromadorea; Rhabditida; Strongylidae
Source: the annotation of a GenBank genome assembly
AUGGCUCCAUCAACGUUGGUAUUAUCAGUGAUGAGAAGAGAGGAGCCGUUAGAACAUUUGCAGGAAAUUAUUCCGAUGGUUAUCGACAUUUUUUCGUCGCGCGAUUCGGAGCACAUCGGGCUACCGCGGUUACUAUCUCGAAGUGGAUUUCGGGAUACCAGCCCUACACGCGACACCUUUUUCCUAUCUGGGCGGGGCCAUCCAGUCGGUGACCAAUUACAGCUGGAUGAAUCCGCCUAUAACCGUGAUCCGCGGGAAUUGUGCACCGUUCAAAAACCCGAAUUCAUUGCCAGGUAUAGUUUUGUGAAGCGAUAAUU